This is a messenger RNA of Colletotrichum destructivum, 2973 nucleotides long. RefSeq names its product Putative peptidase S53, activation domain, peptidase S8, subtilisin, Ser-active, Sedolisin. Gene Ontology annotation, biological process: proteolysis. The transcript has 4 exons. The record is from RefSeq and is a predicted model, not a curated record. NCBI's taxonomy places the organism in Eukaryota, Fungi, Ascomycota, Sordariomycetes, Glomerellales, Glomerellaceae. The coding region runs from base 683 to 2662 and encodes 659 amino acids. Gene Ontology annotation, molecular function: tripeptidyl-peptidase activity; serine-type endopeptidase activity.
CAGAGGCGGUGGCCGUAUCUUGGAUUCGUGGGCUCAGAUCCCAAAGAGAGGGGGGUAUAUGAAAGUGCGCGUGAGCUGUCUUGGGCGCCUGGUCCAGUUUGCCCGGCCGAGGCUUCUUAGUAUCUAUGGGUUGGUUUUGGAGAGAAAUGGGCGCCGGUCGACCCCGUUUCCAACUCAUAGCACGAGACGCCCUGGGCUCGUUGGCACCAUCGGUACGUAGGCGCCGUACGAUGUACACUGCUUAGUAGUGGCACCGGGAUGGGGAUGCCCUCAUGCAUGGUACCCGUCGCCUAGCAUGGAUCCUGAUCCUGCAUGACCGUGCAUACGCCGGCGCCUCCCGGACCGCGAUGGAGCCAUCCAUCCAUGACCGGGCUGGAUGCAUGGUAAGGAGGCAAGCUUAGUUGUUGACACAGGGGUAAGCGGCUGGCCCAGUUGUUUUGCCCGCCUACCGCGGCGUCGACCCGAGCUUGUUUGCAUUCCAGGCUGCCAUACGAAGAAGUCCUGUGCUAUGCAGUGAUGGCGUUGAGACAGGACGUACAGUUGAACUGUUUUAUUCGUGCUACACCGAGCUUCCCAGCGUCUUCCUGCGAGGUUGCGCCAACACCAUCGCAGCCUGUGCCAGUUUUAGGACUUGCGAUUUGCGUGUUGGCCUCGCAUUCAGAAGACACAGAGUCACCGCAGAAUGUCGCGCCACGCAACGUCCUCGUUGAUGAUGCUGCUUUUUCUGUGUGUCCUCUUUGCGACACUGGUGCGCGGCUUUCCACGGUCACAGAUCAGCCAACAGCAACAGUCGCAGAGAAUUCGCGAUUCCAUCCGGUCACCCCUGGGAUGGAAACGCACUACGCGUGCCGAGACAGACACCGUCGUUCAUUUGCAAAUCGGCCUGAAGCAUGACGGCUUCAAAGAACUAGAACGGAGACUGUACGAAUUAUCCAGUCCAUCCCAUAGAUCCUACGGUCACCACCUUUCCGGAUCCGAUGUGGCACAGUUGCUCAAGCCGUCCGCCGAGACAGUCCGGAAGGCAGAAGACUGGCUCAUUGAACACGGCAUCACUCGAUAUGACAUGACGCCCGGCAGGGAUUGGAUCCGGGCUUCGGUUCCCGUCCGGACGGCCGAGACUCUCCUAGACGCCGAGUUUUACCACUUUGAAAGCGACAGCGACGGGGACGUGCUGGUGCGCACCCUGGAAUGGUCCCUACCGGAACACCUGCGCGGCCAUAUCGACGUCGUGCAGCCGACCAACUCGUUCCUCCGCAGCGUACCCCAGGACCGACACGGCGGCAUCCCGAGGCCCGCCUGGGAGGUCGAGGGGCGGGUUCCGACGUACGAGGAGCUCGUCGAGGAGGACCUUGUGGAGCGUGGCCACCUCGACAUCCCCGCGCUCGCGGACCUGCCGCCGAAGCCGACUGUGGCGGACGCCUGCAACCGGCUGGCCGUCUCGUCGCUGUGUCUACGGGUGCUGUACGGGACGCUCGACUACGAAGUGCAGCAGCCCGUCGACGCCAACGCGACGAACAAAGUGGGCGUCGUCAACUUUCUCGGCCACAACAACAACCGCUCCGACAUCGCGCAGUACCUCGAGCUGUACCGGCCGGACGCGGCGGCAGCGGGCGCGGCGACCUCCUUCGAGACGGUGCUGGUGGCCGGGGCGGUGGACCAGCAGACACCCAACACGCCCGAGCAGAUGAGCCGGGCGAUGGGUCUCGAAGGCGCGCUGGACGUCGAGACGUUGCUGGGCGUCGCGCACCCUGUGCCCGUGGUCGCGUGGAACGUGGGCGGGCGGCCGCCGUUCCAACCUAGCUCGAACAAGGCCCAGAACUCCAACGAGCCGUACCUCGAGUGGCUGCACCACCUGGCGGCGCUCGACGAUGCGGCACUCCCGCGCGUCGUGUCCGUGUCGUACGCCGACGAGGAGCAGACGGUGCCGCCGCGCUAUGCCGCCCGCGUCUGCGAGGCCUUCGCCCAGCUCGGCGCACGCGGCGUCAGCGUCAUCGUCGCCUCGGGCGAUGAGGGCGUUGGCAAGGAAGGCAAGUGUGUCUCAAACGACGGCGCGGACACCCCGAGGUUCAUGCCGGCCUUCCCCGCCUCUUGCCCCUACGUCACGGCCGUCGGGGGCACGCGGCACUUUGACCCCGUCAUGGCCGGGUUCGACGCGCGGGGCGGAUUCAGCACGGGCGGCGGCUUUAGUAACUACUUCCCCCGGCCCCGCUACCAGGAGCCGGCCGUUGCGGCCUACGUCGCCGGCCUGAACACCACACACGGCGACCUAUACAACCCCCAGGGUCGGGGAAUCCCCGACGUCGCCGCCAUGGCCUACCACUUCCCCGUUGUGUGGAACGGCACUUCACACCUGCUCGAUGGCACGAGCGCGUCAGCGCCGACCUUCGCUGCCGUCAUUGCCCUCAUCAACGACGCGCUGCUGGCCGAGGGACGGCCGUCCUUGGGCUUCCUGAACCCCUGGCUCUACAGCUCAGCCCUCCCUGGCCUGCGCGAUGUCACCAUCGGCUCGAACCGCGGCUGCGGUACCAUGGGAUUCCCGGCCGUGGAGGGCUGGGAUGCCGCCACUGGGCUCGGCACGCCGUGGUUUCCGGUGCUCAAGCACUUGGCGCUCCGGGAUGCUUUUCGAUGGGACCAUCCUUGGUAUGUAGCGGAUUUGGCAUGACGGGCAAAAACACUAAUCAGACGGCUCUUCCUCAUCGGAUUGCCCCCUGAAAUGUGGUUAGAACCAUGUGUAUCCAUCCUGUAUCAAUACAACAAGACAGACCAAAGAAUGAAUGCGGGGAGAACUAGAAACACCUAACCUUUUGUCUUGGCAACUUCAACCCACCCGCUAACCACUGCUGGUUGGCCGUUCAGGCUGGCUACGGGACUUUUGAUUUGAUCCGUCACCAAAGCUGAGACUCUUCGCUGCCAAGCUGAAUGCAUCAUGUCCUAUCGUGGUCCAGUGGCUGCGGGAAGCCGAGAGGUAAUUCG